AUGGAACGGUCGUCAGCGCAUUCGUCCGUCAACAGUCGGAGGACCAACUCGCACUCCGCCCGUGACACGCUGCGCCGCAACAUGAGCUACGCCAAACGAGCAGUCGUCGUGUCCGAUCAAGAUGCAUACAUCUACGCCCUCCGCACAGCGUAUCUGGUCUACCUGCUGCAACCGCGGCAGAAGCGAGUCCAGCAUGUCGCCAACACCUCCAAACCGAUCCAGCGAAGCGGCACAUCGAUCAACGAUAUGGUCAAGGACUUUAGUCUGAUUCGAGACAACAAGAGCACCAAAUUUCCGCAUGGAUUCAUGGCUGCGCUGGACAAGCGCAUCACAGGAGUGUUGACGGGAACCGAGAAGAUGCCUGAGUACCACAACAGCGACAUCAAGCGCACAUUUGGCGCAUUCCUGAAUGAGUUCAAGAACCCGACCUUCAGAAAGAGUAUGGAGAAAGAUCGAAAAGUGGAGGAUCUGCUAUUGAUCUUCUACUCCAAAGCGACGGCAACAUUACAACUUGGCAAGGCACAAGAUGACGAUUCCUGGAAGAUCAUGGUUGAUAGACACGUUGCAUUAUUCGUGAGGCUUAUCAGCAAUACUUUGGCAAAGAACGACUGGACGAGAGAUAGGCCCGAGUUGACGAGCAGGCUGAAGACGCUGGAAACGAAACUUCUACAGCACGACCAGGACUUGGCAGAUGCGAGUCAAAGGAGUGGCGGUCAGGGAGGCACCAGCAUAGAGGUGGAAGUGCCGCGGACUUAUGAUGUGAAGGAUAUGCCACUGGUGAUCAGAGUGUGCAGGAUAUUCGCAAAGCCGACAGUACAGGCACAGAACGACAUUAAUGCGCACAAGGACGAGUGGACAGAGCGGGCGGCACUCAGAGAUCUGAAGGAGUACCAGGCACACCUAUCACUGAACACCCCGACCACCCUCACCAAGGCCGACUUUGAUGUAGACGAAGCAUACGAAUUGUGGAGGAAAGGCGAAUCCAGCGAUCUCAGCCAGAUGAUGCAGGCUUUGCUCCUAUCAGAUCCUACUCUACUCAAAAGCUCGAGUGGAAGCGUGCCCCUGCUGAAACCACUUCCAUCAAUACCUGACGACGGCGAAUUCGACUCCAGCUACGUUCUGGAUCAUCCUGUAGAUCUGAGCAGUCUGAACCUUGGCGACUCGUCACCCAGAGAUUCAGGCACAGGCUCGAUAGACGCAAGUCACGCCAAGUUCACUUUCAUCCCACCCGAUGCGCGUUCCUACUACCGACAAGUGCUGAAGAUUGCUUUGACCAACGACCUUGCCGAUGAAGAGGUGCAAGCGACAGCCUUCCUCGCGCCGCAGACGACGGAGUUGCUGAACGAGAUUGCCCUCCGGUGGCGGGUGCCUCCAUCAUCAAGACUAGUCCUCUUCCUGGAUGUAGUGCGCGAGAAGUACCAGAAUCAGGAAAUUUCACUCGAGACAGUCGAUGCAGCAUUUGCGCAUGUCAAAGAGCCACCUCCGGAGCCGAAGAAAGGCAAAGCUCAACCCGUGCAGGCCUCGCUGUUUGAGCGGAGUAAGUGGACUCUAGCUGACGAAGCCACCAUGCGAAAUCUUCUUGCAGCUUUGCACGAUUCCUGCCUCCGACAAUUCUACGAGCUAUUCCAGCAUGUCUACGAGAAGAAGCCAAUGAGCGUAGCGACUGUCAUGGGUGUUCUUGAGGACCACAUCUGGCCAGAUCCGUGGUUCAAUAAGAAUCGAGAGGACAUGACGGCGUUUGCACAAAUGAUGACUGAUCAGCUGAAGACCAAGGCGAGGGAAAAAUAUCACGACAUGCUCGCAACCAAUGUGCCUGACAAUUCUCAAGACUGGGAAUUCUACAAUGUCAUCAAGCUGGGCCGAGCCGUGACGGGGAUGUGCGACAAGAUCUCGAAGCGCUUCAUAGACGCUCCUGAAGUGCUGGGUGUGAGGCCGCUUCAAGUCUUGAUGGAAGAGAUCUUGCCAUCAUUCUCAAGUGAUGCCAAGGAACUUGUUGCACGAAUACUUGAAUUGACCAGGAAGAAAGGCGAAGAAGUGCCCGUGCAGGAUGGCUUCGAGCUGUAUGGAGAGCUAGUCGCCAUUCGUGGGGUAUAUACACAAGCAUUGCCUGGGCGAGAGUUCGAAUUCAAGAUCGAAGACCUACUACAGGAAUUCGUGUGGCGAUGGAUCAGUAUGACAGACAGCAAACUUCUGGACUGGAUCGAAGGUGCUGUGGCUCACGACGAGUUCCAGGUGCGGCAGGAUGCUGCGUCAAAAGAGCGCGGUGAUCCGCCAAGCAACGACGAACGACACUCUCAAAGCGUUAUCGACGUUUAUCACAUCUUCAACCAGAGCAUAGAUCAAGUCAUCAAGCUCAAGUGGGAUAACGACUUGCACUACGCGAAGUUUAUGACGGCCAUCAGCAAAUCCAUUGGAAAGGGAGUGGCCAGGUACUGCGAACUUCUCGAGACCAAGUUUGCCCGCGAAAUGGAUCGACAGACACCAGAACAAGAAGCACGAGCGCAGCAGACCCAAAAAGAGAAGUGGAUUUCCGCCGCUCGUGAUGUAUGGGCAACAGGCAGUCUGACGCAAAAAAUUGAGCCCUUCAACUUCUAUCCCGAGAGCUUCGUCAAAAUCAACGAUAUCGAGUAUGCGACACUUCAGCUUGAUCGUGUUGAGCGUGAGAUGAAUACGGAAGACUGUGUGAAAGCGAUCAACAGAUACGAACCGCCACCACCUCCGAAUGCCAGGAAGCGAGGCGAGAACAAGUGCAUGUUCACCAUCAAGAUUAUCGAAGCCGAGGAUCUGAAAGCCGGUGACAUGAACGGCUUGAGUGAUCCAUAUGUCGUGCUGGGUGAUGAGUAUCAGAAACGAUUAGCAAAGACUAGAACUGUCUACCAGUCAUUAAAUCCUCGAUGGGAUGAGACUGUCGACAUUCUGACUACAGGUCCACUGAACAUCAUUGCCACAGUCUGGGACUGGGAUGCGCUCGGCGACCAUGAUUGUCUAGGGCGAACGAGCUUGAAGCUGGAUCCAAACCACUUCAACGAUUACCUUCCUCGCGAGUACUGGCUUGAUCUCGACACACAAGGCCGCGUUUUGGUACGAGUAACCAUGGAAGGCGAGCGCGAUGAUAUUCAAUUCUACUUUGGCAAAGCAUUCAGAACGCUUAAACGAGCAGAGCGCGACAUGACACGCAAGAUCACUGACAAGCUGAACGCUUACAUUCAGCAAUCAGUGACAGCAAGCAUACAGGAGUCGGCCUCCAAUGCGCUCAAGCCACUGCUUCAAUACUUCGAUGAUAACUUUGCGAUCAUGAAGCAGACGCUCACAGACAGCGCAAUGAUUAUGGUCAUGACCAGGCUGUGGAAGGAAGUGUUGGUCACGAUUGAGGGUCUCCUGGUGCCGCCAUUGAGCGACAAGCCUUCUACGCAGAGACCACUGACCCAAGCUGAGGUGGACGUGGUCUACAAGUGGUUGCAGAUUCUAUAUGAAUUCUUCAACGCCUUCGACCACGAGCGUCGAGUCGCCGAUGGAGUACCUGCUGACGUCCUCAAAUCACCAAAAUACCAUGACCUGCAGAACCUUGCAUUCUUCUACUUCGAGUCGACUGAUAACCUCAUUCGCACCUCAGAAGCCAUGGCCUCAGCCACUGCAAUCCGUCAACAGCAAGAAGCACAACAACUCAACCGCCUCUCCGCACCUGCCGGCUUCCACUCGCCAAACCUUGGCAGUACAAGACGAAGCAAGAGCAUUCUCCAACGUCGCAACUUGGGCACAAUUCGACAAGCCAAAGAAGAGAAGAGGAAGGGAGCACAAGCCGAUCCAAACGACGACAUGAUUUUGCGAAUUCUCCGAAUGAGACCUGAAGCAGAACGAUACCUCAAAGAUCGCAGCAGGCAGAAGGAAAGACUGGCUGCCGCGGCUGCUGCGGAAGCCAUUGUGAGGCAGAGCUUACAGGCUGGAAGAGGUGGACACGGAUAUAGCCAAAGCCUAGGCGGAGCUCAAAGAUCCGGUGCUGGUGGGCUUCACCGCAGCGGUGGAAUGAAUAGGCAGUGGGGCACGAUUCGCGAGUAG
Molecule: messenger RNA, 4056 nt
Organism: Pseudocercospora fijiensis CIRAD86
Lineage: Eukaryota; Fungi; Ascomycota; Dothideomycetes; Mycosphaerellales; Mycosphaerellaceae
Exons: 4
Coding region: 1-4056 (1351 amino acids)
Source: RefSeq, a predicted model, not a curated record